GGUGGAAUGAUAAAAAUAAUAAGUUUAAUAAAUUAAACAAAAUGACAUCUAGAGGUUGUACAAAAUCUUAUAAUCGCAAGAUAAACAGUGUUAUUACAUCAAAUAGUAUUCAAUUUGAUAAACUUUUUCGAGAAAAUAGUAAUCGCCCUUCUGCUGCAAAAUCAGCUGGAACAGUUGGAAAAUGGGGAAUAACAUCGUUUACUUCUAUACGUAGUACAAAUAUUAAUGGAAGACGCAGUAUUGAUGGACGAAACAAUUAUGGAACCAAACGGGCAAAGCUUGAUUAUGGAAAUCAGAAUGCCGACGAAAAGGAUAUUUUUUCGUAUAAUUUAAAUGAAGAAAGUAAUUUAGAUGUUAACAAACCAAAAAAGUUUUUUAAAAGUAGAAUUAUAACAUCGACGCUAGAAGAAUCUCGGUCUGGUAUUGAAAUUUGUCAAUCAAUUUCUAAUACUAAUUUAAAUCAAGAUUCAGAUGAAAAGUUGCGAUUAAAUGAAAAAUCUUCUGUAAAUAUGAAAAAAAGUGAUAAUUCCCUUGAUUCAGUUGUAGAAGCGUCUUAUAGAGAUGAAGGAAAGCCACCUAUCGUUUUAAGAAUAUGUAAAGGUACAGCCAGACUAGUUUGUUCAGAAGAGGCUGAUCAUGAAAAUUAUCGAAUUUUAACUACUUCACCAGAUCCAAAAAUAAUUAUUAAUCAAAAAGUGAAUUCGCAGUAUUCAAAACCAGACAUUAAGCCGAAUCGUGUGACUAAUUGUGAAUCACCUAUUAUAACAUCAGUGUGUACUUUAGAUAAAUCGGAAAUGAGAACUACACGAAGUCGAUCAAAAAAUUUAAGACUCGAUGUUUCUCCAAGUACUGUAAAUUCAUUAAUUAAUUCCCAAAAUUCUGGCUUAUCAUUGACAUUAAGAAAAUCUGUAACUGAUGCUAAUAAUACACUUGUUUCUCAUUAUGAUAUUGUAAAGACUGAAUGCACUUCUACCUGUAGUAAUAAAGUAAAUGAAAAUUUAGUAAAUCAUGAUCAACUGUUGCCAACGACAACGCAAGAAUUGAUCGAUAUUUUAUCCAAUGAUGUUGACCACACACAAAAUAAAUCAUUUAUUGAUAAUAAAAUUAUUACAAAAAUUGAACAAGAGACAAAUUAUGAGAAAGAUCAUCUUGUAAAAGAUACUACGCAAAAAAUAGCUUUUAAAAAUUUAGAAAUUAAUUCAUUAGAUGACGUUAAUAAAAAUGAACAAAAAGUUAACAUAGAAACUGAGCAGCAUAUCAAACAUGGAUCUUGCAAAAGUGACUCAUUAGUAAUAAAUAAAGAUACUAAAAAUGCUGUGAAAGCUUUGGAACAAGAUUCAUAUUCCAGUAGUGAUGAAAGUGAAAGUGCUAGUGGUAAUUUACAGAGUGAAAUUCAAAGUGAGUCUCCGUGCGUUUUAUCUAAUUCAGAGUCAUCAAUUAUUUCAACAAAAAAUAUAAAUAGUAAACCUACAGUUAUUAAAAAAGGUAGCAUUUUUAAAACUCGUUCUACUGGAUCAACUAAUGGUAAUAAAAGGCGUGCUCUUUAUAAACAUAAGUGGUGUGACAGUGAUAAAGAGUUAAAAUCAGUCAACAAUGAUAAUAGUAGGAUUAAUACUCCAAGUACUUCGUGUGCAACAUUAAACGAUCCAAAUUUAGUUGCGUUCGAUGAAGAAUUUGAAAAUGCCUCUUUAACACGAAUUGUAACUUAUCCUGAAACUGGAGUUGAUUUAUCAGUUGAUAUAGAAUCUGCUGUUACAAGUAUACGAUGUGGUAAAAAAGUUAAAGGUUUUUAUACUGUUGUAAAAAAUGUUAAGAAAGCGCAUCAAAUUCAAGAGAGUGGCGAGUUUCAAGAAUUUAAUGACGAUGUUGAAUAUAUUUUAGAUACACUUAGAGAAAAUAACCCUAAUGCUACCCGUUGUUUAUCAGCUAUCCGACUUGCAAGUAAGUGCAUGGCUCCUGCAUUUCGAAUGCACGUUCGGGCUCACGGAACCGUAGCUAAAUUUUUUAAAGCUCUUCAUGAUGCGACUACUGAUCAGAGUCUCGCAUUAUGUACUGCUACAGUGAUGUUUGUAUUAAGUCAAGAUCGACUUGCAAUGGAUUUAGAUAGAGAUUGCCUUGAGUUAAUGUUAAGUCUUCUUGAAUCUGAUGCCAGUCAUAAAAAUGCUUUAGAUGAUUGUGGGCUCAGUUAUACCGAACUAUUAAAAAAUAAAGAGAAAGUACGUCAAUUGUGUGCCGAUAUUCAAGGUCAAGGUCACGCGAAACAUUUAAAUUUAGAUAAUAUUACUGUUGGACAAUUGGCAAUGGAAACAUUACUUAGUUUAACAUCUAAACGAGCUGGGGAGUGGUUUAAAGAAGAACUAAGAGAGCUCGGAGGUUUAGAACACAUUAUUAAAACAAUUACAGAAUGUCAUCGCCAUAUCAAAUCUUCCGAUAUUUCACAUACUGGAUGGGACGAGCCAUUGUUAGAUAAAUUAAGAAAAGUUGACAGAUGUUUAAGAGUAUUAGAAAAUGUAACCCAUAUGAACGAAGAAAACCAAGUGUACUUGUUAAAAUAUAAUGAUAGUAUUUUAGUAAUCACGUUGGCUAGUCUUUAUAAUUUUUGUGGAGAAGAAAUUUUAAAAUAUCCCACUGAUGAUUGUAGUGAUAAAACGUCAAAUGGAGCAGUAAUUAGAGAAUGUUUAUUUGCAGUUGUCAAAGUUCUUAUCAACUUAACCCAUCGUUUUAACAGACAAUCUGUUGGUGGAAAAACUGUGGGUCACCAAAAUAAAGUAAUUGAUAAUAGUUUACAUCUUAUAUUACGAGUACCACAAUUUCUUCCAGAAGAAAAGCAAUUUGAUAUUAUGAUGUUAGCGUUAAUUCUUCUUAUAAAUUUGAUAGAACAAUGUGAAGAUAAUAAAAAAUUGCUUAUAAUGUCAAAAACAUUUUCAGCUAACCAAGGAGAAGAAACUGGUUUAGAUGCAUUAAUUAAUCUUUUUUAUAAACAAGAAGAACUUGCUCGUGUAGAAGAGCAAAAAACUGACGCAAUUUUAGAUGGAAAAAAAGAUUGUGAACAGUCAGAAAUGGUUUCUACAACAUCUAAGUCUCAGGAAGAAUUUAUUGAAGAAACCGUUGCAAAACUUUUACAGAAAGCUGGACGACACAUGGAACAUACAUUAAUAGGUGCAUACGUAGUACUUUUACUUGGAUACUUAGUCAUGGAUAAUAAAAUUUAUGAAAAUCUUGUUCGUAAAAGAUUGCCAGAUGACACUUUCGUAACAAUGGUCGCUGUGCUUCAAAAAUUUUUCAAUUUUAUGAAUCUUACAGCAUCGAAUGAAAUUAGUAGUUGCGGAAUUGCUGCCACGGAAAAAGUUAUUAAGUUCCUAAAAAUGUCCGAUGCCAGACUUACAGAUGAUAACAUUGAUUUGAAAUUGGUUUUGGAGGACGUAAAUAUCACGUUAGACCACAGUUCGUCCUAAUUAAAUAAAGAAAUAUUCAUAAAUCUUAUUUUUUGAACCAAAGCCAUGCAUAUAAAUA
Messenger RNA from Ceratosolen solmsi marchali, 3513 nucleotides. RefSeq names its product cohesin release factor wings apart-like (gene wapl). The record is from RefSeq and is a predicted model, not a curated record. The coding region runs from base 42 to 3455 and encodes 1137 amino acids. The transcript is spliced from 11 exons. Lineage: Eukaryota; Metazoa; Arthropoda; Insecta; Hymenoptera; Agaonidae.